AUGGCCUAUGCUAUUGAUUUGAAUGCUUUUCAAACCAGACUGAAGUUAUUUUAUAAACAUUGGGAUGAACACAGAACAAAUCUCUGGGGUUCUUCUGAUGCAGUUUCUGUUGCAUGUCCUUCACCUUCAGAAGAUUUAAAGACUGUGAAAUCUAGUGCUAUAUUCUUGUGGCUUCUUGGAUUCGAGUUCCCGCAAACAAUAAUGGUUUUCACAAAGGUGCAGAUUCAUAUAAUGUGCAGCCAAAAGAAAGCGUCAAUUCUCGAAUCUGUCAAAAAAUCGGCUAAAGAGUCGGUUGGUGUGGAGAUUGUGUUGCAUGUCAAGGCUAGGAACGAAGAUGGAGCUUCUCUUAUGGAUGCUAUAAUUUGUUCCAUUCGCGCUCGUUCAAAUUCCAAUGUUGGAUACUUAGCUAGAGAGGAGCCUGAAGGGAAACUGAUUGUUGCAUGGGAUGAGAAGUUAAGAAAUUCGAAGUUUGUUUUGAGUGAUGUGGCGAAUGGGUUUUCUGCGUUGUUUGCGGAGAAAAGUAGUGAAGAAGUUAUGUUUAUCAAGAGAGCUGCCUACCUUACGGCUAGUGUGAUGGAGAAUUUUGUAGUUUUGAAGCUUGAGAAGGUGAUUGAUGAUAAGAAAAAAAUUUUGCAUUCUGCAUUGAUGGAGGAGACGGAGAAAGUUAUAUUGGAGCCUUUGAAAGUUAACUGUAAACUGAAGACGGAUAAUGUUGAUAUCUGUUACCGUCCGGUUUUUCAGAGUGGGGGGAGGUUUGAUCUUAGGCCUAGUGCUGUCAGCAACAAUGAGGCGCUUUACUAUGCCUCUGGCAGUGUAAUUAUAUGUGGUUUCGGUGCGCGGUACAAGAGCUAUUGCUCGAAUAUAGCUAGGACUUUCUUGAUUGAUGCAGACCGUAUUCAGAGUAAGGCUUAUGAGAUUCUUCUGAAAGCGCACGAGGCUGUUAUUGGGUCUCUAAAGCCUGGAAAUAAAUUGCGUGCUGCAUAUCUAGCUGCAGUUUCUGUUGUGGAGAAGGAUGUCCCUCACAUGGUUUCCUGCUUGACAAAGUCUGCUGGGACAGGCAUUGGUAUUGAGUUUGGAGAAUCGGGUUUGGAUAUUAAUGCGAAGAAUGACCAGAUAGUUAAAGAAGGCAUGGCAUUCAAUGUGUCAAUAGGAUUUCAGAAUUUGCAGUGUGAGAACAGUGAGUCUAAGAACAAGGUCUUCUCUCUCUUACUUGCUGACACGGUCAUCGUCAACAAAGACAAGACGGAUAUUGUGACUUCAGUGAGCUCCAAAGCUUUAAAAGGCGUGGCUUAUUCUUUCAAUAAGGACGAUGAAAAGGAAAUUCCCAAAUCAAAGGCUGAUCGCAGUGGUGCAGAGCCUUCGAUGUCUAAGGCAGCACUGAGGUCAAACAAUCGAGAGGUUUCAAAAGAGAAACUCCGAAGACAGCAUCAGGCAGAACUUGCUCGUCAAAAAAAUGAAGAAACUGCUAGGCGACUUGCUGUUGGUGGUAAUGAGGCAGGAGGAAACCGUUCUUCUUCCAGGUCUUCUGCAGAACUGGUCGCCUACAAGAACAUCAACGACCUUCCCCGUCCCAGAGAGAUGAUGAUUCAUAUUGAUCAAAAGAAUGAAGCAGUUCUCUUGCCAAUUAAUGGAAGUAUGGUUCCUUUCCAUGUGCAUUUCAUUCGAAAUGAAGAUAUCCAGCCGGACACCAACCGCAAUUGCUAUGUAAGAAUUAGUUUCAAUUUACCCGGAAUACCUUUCAAUCCUCGCGAUUCAAACUCAAUGAAGUUCCAAGGAUCUAUAUAUUUGAAGGAAGCUAUAUUCCGCUCCAAGGAUUCAACUCACAUGAGUGAGGUUGUGCAAUCCAUCAAAACACUGAGGAAACAAGUUAAAGCAAGGGAGUCUGAGAGAGCCGAGAGAGCAACUUUGGUUACCCAGGAGAAACUGCAGCUUGCCAACAACAGAUAUAAGCCAAUAAGAUUGUCUAACCUAACGAUUCGCCCUGCUUUUGGUGGGCGUGGAAGGAAGAUACCAGGCACUCUUGAGGCUCAUGUGAAUGGAUUUCGAUAUUCUACCACCCGAUCUAAUGAGCGUGUUGAUGUGAUGUUUGCCAAUAUUAAACACGCAUUCUUCCAGCCAGCACGAAAUGAAAUGAUUACUCUCCUGCACUUUCAUCUGCACAACAAUAUUAUGGUAGGAAAUAAGAAGACCAAAGAUGUUCAGUUUUAUGUUGAGGUAAUGGACAUGGUUCAGAAUGUGGGAGGUGGGAAGAGAUCAGCUUAUGAUCCUGAUGAGCUUGAAGAAGAACAAAGAGAGAGAGAUAGAAAGAACAAGAUUAAUGUAGAAUUUCAAAGCUUUGUGAAUCGAGUACAUGAUCUCUGGCGACAACCACAAUUCAAUGACCUUGACUUGGAGUUUGAUCAACCUCUUAGAGAACUUGGCUUCCCUGGGGUACCUCAUAAAUCUUCGGUAUUUAUUGUCCCUACCUCAGCAUGUCUUGUUGAACUGAUAGAGACUCCUUUCCUUGUUGUCACCCUAAGUGAUAUUGAGAUUGUGAAUCUGGAGAGGGUUGGCCUUGGUCAGAGGAACUUCGAUAUGACAAUUGUAUUUAAGGACUUCACGCGGGAUGUCCUUAGGAUCGAUUCUAUCCCUUCUAUGUCACUCGAUGGCAUCAAGGUGUGGCUCGACACAAUAGACAUCAAAUAUUAUGAAAGCAGGUUGAAUCUAAUGUGGCGUGCUAUCCUGAAGAAACUCACCGAUGACCCUGAAAGCUUCAUUGAAAAUGGCGGAUGGGAGUUUCUGAAUUUGGAAGCUACUGAUUCAGAAUCUGAUAACUCAGAUAAAGUUUACGAACAAUCGGAUACUGAUGACAGUGAAUCAGUUGUUGGAUCUGAGGAGGAUGAAGAGGAAGAAGACUCCGAUGAGGGUUCAGAGGAAGAAGACUCCGAUGAGGGUUCAGAGGAAGAGAAGGGAAAGACAUGGGAAGAACUUGAGAGGGAAGCAAGCAAUGCAGAUAAGGAGGAAGGGAAUGAGUCCGACAGUGAAGAAGACAGUAAAAGAAGGAAGGAUAAAGCUGCCUUUGGUAAGUUGCGAGGCGGUCAAAGUAGUAGUAUGCCAAAGCGGCGCAAGUUAAGAUAG
Messenger RNA from Vicia faba (fava bean), 3117 nucleotides. NCBI's taxonomy places the organism in Eukaryota, Viridiplantae, Streptophyta, Magnoliopsida, Fabales, Fabaceae. The record is from the annotation of a GenBank genome assembly.